Pimephales promelas (fathead minnow) is the source of this 1747-nucleotide messenger RNA. RefSeq names its product ribosomal protein S6 kinase related a (gene rskra). Gene Ontology annotation, biological process: protein phosphorylation. The record is from RefSeq and is a predicted model, not a curated record. Gene Ontology annotation, molecular function: ATP binding; protein serine/threonine kinase activity. NCBI's taxonomy places the organism in Eukaryota, Metazoa, Chordata, Actinopteri, Cypriniformes, Leuciscidae.
UAAAUGUGAAUCAAAGGUUUGGACACUGACUAAUGCGCUUGUUAAAACAGCGUUAUUUUGUGUGGAAAAGAAAAGAAGAUGAUAUAAAUAACUGGCAUGGGGUUCACGUUUAAUUUACGGACUUCUGAGGGAAAAUAGGUUUGUUUUAAAGAAGGUCGCAAGUCGUUUAUUUGUUUAUAAAAUGUGAUGGGCGGCGACGGGAGUAAAAAUAAGGCAUCAUCAUCAUCUUCAUCACUGGUGAAGAGGAGAUCCCUGUCAUGUCAUCAGGGCUUCCUGUCUCUCUCGGCUCCGCUUGUUCAUCACAGCGCCCAGCACAGAGAAUACCCCAUCAUCUCUGAGCAAUCUCGGCCCUCAGACGCAAACCCUGAGGGGCCUUGUCUAGAGUGGACACUGCCAGGCUUUAUUUCCAUUUUCCUGCCAGAAUUCCCGCACAGGUUUACUGGACACAUGCAUUUACAGAUUCUUGGUUUUAUAGCUAAAGGUUCGUUUGGUCCAAUCCUGAAGGUGAAGGACCUGUCUAAAGAUGAGACCUAUGCUAUUAAGGUUUUACCCAAGGCUGAUGUUUUGAGACAUGGAGUCCUCCAGCAGUCCAAAGAGGAGGUUAUAAUUCAACGACAAGUCAGGCAUCCUUUCCUCCUCAGUCUCCGGGACUGUUGGCAGAGCCAGAGCAAUCUUUUCAUCAUGUGUGAUUACUGCAGCACUGGAGACCUGUAUACUUACUGGACACUGAAGGGCCGGUUUGAUGAGAGAGAUGUUCGCGUGUUUGCUGCUGAAUUGGGCUCUGCCCUGGGAUUUUUGCAUGACUUCGGAAUAAUACAUAGGGAUGUGAAGAUGGAGAACAUCCUUCUGACUGAUAAAGGUCACGUCCGCUUGACUGAUUUUGGGCUGUCUCGCCGCCUUGAGCGUGGGGAUAGAGCAUUUACUAUCUGUGGCACAAUACAGUACAUGGCUCCUGAAGUCCUGAGCGGGGGCCCGUACGGCCAUGCUGCAGACUGGUGGUCUCUUGGUAUUCUUAUCUACGCUUUAGCCACUGGAGGGUUUCCUUUGCCUGCGGAAGCAGACCACUGUAGUAUGAUGAACAGGGUCAGUGAGCAUCCAUACGACAUGCCUGAAAACCUCAGUCCAGCUCUGGCCUUUCUGCUCAUAGAGCUUCUCUGCAAGUUCCCCACGCGUCGCUUACGGUGCCUGGAGCACUUCCAAGGCCAGAAGUUUUUCCACGGCAUGUCCUUUGAUUCCCAGCUGCUGCAGAAACGUCCCGUCAAGCCAAUCCUCGAGCUGAAGAAUCAUCCUGACCGAUCGGAAAGGUCCAUGCGAGGUUUAUCGUCAGAUCUGCUUAAGAAUUUUGAGUGUGACCUGCUGAACUCUCCAUCGACCCCUGUGGAUUUGUCCUUGAUGAAGUUUGAGGUGAAUGAAGACACAGCUGGGACUGAAACACAAGCAACAGAAACCAGUUCACCGUGAAAACAGAAAUUUCUCUGUGACAUGCAACGUUUUGCCAAAGACAAGAUAAAAUGUCAGUAUUUUUUGAUAAUUCACCUAGAUGAGACAAGCCAUUCAUUAACAAGUCUUACUACUGAGUUGUUUAAGUAUAUAUAAUAAUUAGAUUUCUUUUUUUUUCAGAAUUUGCAGAAAGUUUAUUAGACUUUUGACCUCACUUUUACCUUUUUUUGCCUUGGAGUAUUUUUAUAAUGAUAGAACUGUAGGGUUUUUUCUUAAUUUUUUAUACCGGUUACAGUGGAUAAACUAA